UCCGUUCCUUUCCCUAGGGUUCGUAGAGUUCCCCAUUAGACAUUUUUCACUUCGUCUGGGAAACCAAAGAAUUGCAGAGGACCGGCGAUGGGCUACACCAAAGACCAGCUGCUCGAACAUCUAAAGGAGCUUCAAAUUGAUUUUUCCUGUUAUGAUCAUCCUGUGGCCUUGACAGUUGAAGCUGCGGCAAAAUAUGUUGGACAUUUGGGAGGUGGAUUGGCUAAAAAUUUAUUUUUGAAGGACAAAAAACAUAGGUUUUAUAUUGUUUCCACUCUGGCGGGUACAACUGUGGAUUUAAAAGUUCUGUCUCAGCGGCUUGGUUUGGGGAAGGGAGGACUGAGAAUGGCUUCUGAGGAAGCUCUACAAGAAAUCCUUCAGGUUCCAUUGGGCAGCGUUACUCCAUUUGCAUUAAUCAAUGACUCGGCACGAAACGUUUCCCUAUUGCUGGAUCAAGGAUUCAAAGCUCAGAACUUCUGCAUCUUCCACCCACUCACAAAUGAUGCGUCCAUCUCCGUAACAGCUUGUGACCUUGACAAAUUUUUAAUUUCAAUUGGAAGAAAUCCCUCAUAUGUGGACUUGAAGGUGGCUAAUCCCACAGUGGGAAAGGAUCAACCUCCUGAUUUAGCUGCUGUUGUUCCAUCUGGCACAAUAGAGUUGCCAGAUUCCUUUGCAAAGGCAGAUGCUGUUCAAUAUCCUUCUACAAAGCAUGCUCCAGUGGACCAUAAGACACUGACAGGCACAGAAGCUGUUAAGAAGUCCAAUCAUGCACCAGGUGUUAAAGUUAAGCCCCAAGGUGCUGCUCAUUCCUCUAGCUCCAAUUCAAAUGUGAAUAAAUUUGUGGAAGAAAUCUUGGAUAAAAUGUCCACUGUGGUGCUCCCAGCGGUGCGUGACAAGAUCGGCAAAGAGACUGUCCAACAACACGGAGAGCAGCUGGGGCCAGUCAUAUCAGACAAAGCCAGAGAACGUUUGAGAUUGGAUUUGGAGAGCCUUACAGUGAUGUUCAAGAACACAGUGUACACACAAGGGUUUGUUGCUGGUUCCCAGGCUGACCCGGUGCCUAAAUGUAAAUGAAAUCCCUACUGCCUUCUCUUGAUGAUCAGGAAAUUGUUCAGUGGCUGGAAAACCAUUUGAUAUCUGUCCAAUCUUCUGCCUCGUAGGCGAUUAUUGUCUGAAAUUGAUUUAUAUUCAUACUAUUUGGUGAUUGAGAUCUCAUCUCUUUUCCCCUUAUUUACUAACUGAACUAUUAGAUUCAGUUUUGUACUCGAGGAAAUGUUUGGAAAUGCACAAAAAUUAGGACCCGAAUGGUAUUUUGGGAUGUAUGAUGAUGUUGAACUGCACCACCCGACCUUGAUUGAGAAGACUUGUGCUCCUGCACCAAAAUUGUUCUUCCUUUGAGCUGGUUACCAAAUAAAACCCACACCUCAAACAUUGUUUGGCCAGUGAUGUUGAAAUUUAAACU
Molecule: messenger RNA, 1459 nt
Organism: Telopea speciosissima
Lineage: Eukaryota; Viridiplantae; Streptophyta; Magnoliopsida; Proteales; Proteaceae
Product: prolyl-tRNA synthetase associated domain-containing protein 1
Exons: 12
Coding region: 88-1071 (327 amino acids)
Molecular function (GO): aminoacyl-tRNA deacylase activity
Source: RefSeq, a predicted model, not a curated record